UCCACUUUCAAGUUCAUCAGCUUUCAAGUUUAUUGUCCCACAGGGAUUUGCCUGGGGCGUUUUCCAUGGAGAGCUGGCAGUGCUCUUGGCUUCUGAGCUCUCUGUCAGCAUCUCUGUGUGGGUGAGGAGCAAACAAAGCCAAAACUUUUGAUGAGGAGUGUUUGUAAAAGAGCCCAAAGCUUCCCAUGGCCCUGUCUGGGGUGGGGAUUGGAGCUGGUGACAGAUUUAUGGGAUUUUUCCCAGCACCUGGAUGGUGUUGCCAGUUUCCAGUGUAACAAGAUCCCAUGAGGGUGAGUGGUUUUUGGAGUUGUUCCUGUUGCCUGUGGAGCCACGUGAUGGGGUGAACUCACAGCCCUGGAGCAGGCAGGGCUGCAGAACCCAUCCCUGCAGGAGAAGAGUGGCCUUUGCUCCAGGAAGGGCACACAGACACUGCAAGAGCUGAUUCUUCCUUUUCUUUCAACCAUUCACCGCUGGAUUUGCUUUGUUCCAACCCUCCACGGGUCCUGCACCUUUUGGGAAGCUCUGACACCACAAUUCCCAGGCUAAGGAGUUCUGUUUUCAUGGUGUUUCAGCAUUGUCAAACAACUUCAGCAUGUGCAGCUGCUCUGGGGGAUCUGUCUGAGUCUACCUGAGCCUCCUGCUUUUCUUCUGGAGCUGCUGGAGGGGAAACUUGCUCCACAUCAGCACAGCCUCCUGGUUUGAGGAGGGCUACAGCUCCUGCCCUGCCUCUCAUCCCUGUUCCUGUGUGCUUUCCAUGACCUUUUGAUAAACAGUGACUUCUUGUCAGCCUUGAGAUCUGUGUUUGCCUCUUCUGAUGUCUCCAGCCCUGUCUUGGGUGUUUGCCUUUGACAGCAACACUCACAGGAGCUGAUGUGGUGCAACUGUGGGAUCUGCAGUUCCUGAACCCUGCCUGCCUGAUCCAAGAGGAGGAGGAAGAGGAAGGAGAGAGCCUCCUGUCUGUGCCACUCUUCAGCUCUUCACAUUCCUCAGGCUCCAGCUCCAGCUCUGGACCCCCACCCUGCUGAAGGGCUUGAAAAUGCCUGGUGGCUCGUGGAAAGUCAGAUCCCCAGGAAGGCAGCAGUGGGAGUGAAGGUUUCACAGUCUGCUCCCCACUCAGCUGCUGUGGGGCUGGUUGGUGCUUCCCAGCAGGGAGAGAGAGAAAUGCUGAAUUUGAGAGAAAUGCUGGAUUUGAGAGAAAUGCUGAAUUUGAGAGAGAAAUGCUGAGUUUCUGACCAGAAAACACUGAAUCCUUCAAGAAGAGGCACCUCCAGCAUGGCCCAGAAAAGCCAAACUGGUGGAACUGAGAAGAAAGAGUCCUCCCUCCUGUACUGCAAGGGUGAUUUCAAGGAAGGAGCCCUGCAGUGGGUGACAGAACCCCCCCAAGGCCGGGUGCUGCUGGUGCUCAGCAUGGACAACACCUGCCCCACCUCCUCCUUCGACAUGGACCUUUGUGCUGAGAAACUGCAGUCCCUCGGGGUCCAGGUGCCGGCAGAUCCGUGGAAAAGGCUGAUCCAGGAGGGCGUCCUGAGGCCUGAAGUGCGGCGGUACCUGUUCUACAGCUCCAGGGGCUUCCAGAUCGCCAUGGCUGUGGUUUUCUACAUCUCUCUCUGGACAAACCUUUACUCCACGCUCCAGCUGUGUUCCCUGGGGCACUCCUGGGGGGCUGGUGUGCUGGUGACCCUGGUGGCCCUGGCUCUCACUGCCCUGGUGAUCCUGGUCAUUGAUUGCCACCAGAGGAAGCUAAACGUGAACACAGAUGUGAGGCUGGCAGCUGUCAAUGAAAUCUUUAUCGAACACAACAUAAUCCUGGGGAUUACAAAUGUCCUUGAUGGGCCACACAACGUCCUACAACUGUGGUUUGUGCACUUCAGCCCCGAGCGCUGCCUCCAGGCCCUGUCAGCCCACAUCACUCACCUGCAGGGGACACAGGCAGGCUUGAGGCACAGGCUGGACAAGCUCUGUGUGGCCAUGGAUGUGGCAGUUCAGCCCGAGCUGGGGAUGGAGGAGGAGGCUCCAUGUGAAGAAUCCCCUCUUUUAUCCAGCAGGGUGACCCUGAAUAAAAAUCCCGUGACCUGCAAUGAGCUCCUGCACCUCAUCCCAGAGGGCCCACCCGAGGCCAUGGCCCAGCAGCUCCUGGUGAUUUUCAGUGGAUGCUACGUCCGGCUCCUGGUGACAGGCCGGCUCCCUCGGGCCGGGCCAGGGACACACCUGGGCCACAGCAGUGUCCCCUGCCUCUGCCAGUUCAUCCAGACCACCGUGCUCCACACCCACCACAGCUGGGGCAGGUGACCAGAGGGGGCAGGAAAACACCCAAAUAGAGCUGUCCCCACACUCACCGGUGUGGAGAAGCUGUGGGGCAGAGAAGGGAGCUGAAAUUCCUUGUCCUGAAUGGAUGAGUGGAAAUAGGACUCCAAUAAAACAUGCAAGAAAGCUGC
Molecule: messenger RNA, 2435 nt
Organism: Parus major (Great Tit)
Lineage: Eukaryota; Metazoa; Chordata; Aves; Passeriformes; Paridae
Gene: TMEM268
Product: transmembrane protein 268
Exons: 9
Coding region: 1273-2289 (338 amino acids)
Source: RefSeq, a predicted model, not a curated record